Molecule: messenger RNA, 975 nt
Organism: Salvia hispanica
Lineage: Eukaryota; Viridiplantae; Streptophyta; Magnoliopsida; Lamiales; Lamiaceae
Product: protein RER1A-like
Biological process (GO): retrograde vesicle-mediated transport, Golgi to endoplasmic reticulum; protein retention in ER lumen
Cellular component (GO): Golgi membrane
Source: RefSeq, a predicted model, not a curated record
CACGUGUAUAUGUAUUUUAUUUGGGUUGUAAUAUUUUUGAGCAAAAAGGAAUUUCCCCCAACAAACAGUACAAAGAAGUUCGCACGAUCGCAUCAAUUUGUAUCUUGCAUAUAACUGAGAUUUAAAGCAGUGAAAAAUAAUGGAAGAUGUUGUGACUGAUACAGCUGCUCCAGAGUCACCAUUGGCAAAGUGGAGAAACGAAGUCUCGAGGAAGUUUCAGCAUUAUUUGGAAAGGUCGAGUCCCCAUACAGCUCGUAGGUGGCUCGUUACACUUGCUGCUGCAGCAAUCUACAUCUUGCGUGUUUAUUAUGCUCGGGGGUUUUACGUCAUCUCAUAUGGCCUGUCAAUCUACAUCUUGAACUUGUUGAUUGGGUUUUUGUCACCCAAGGUUGAUCCCGAGCUGGAACUGCUGGAUGGCCCCUCUUCGCCUACUAAAGACUCGGAUGAGUUCAGGCCCUUUGUCCGUCGCUUGCCUGAAUUUUUGUUCUGGUAUGCAAUCACAAAAGCUUUUUGUGUUGCGUUCCUCUUAACCUUCUUCUCCAUGUUCGACGUCCCAGUGUUCUGGCCCAUUUUGUUCUUUUACUGGUUUUUCCUUUUCUUUCUCACAAUGAAGAGGCAAAUCACACAUAUGAUCAAGUAUGGAUAUCUCCCAUUCCGCUGGGGAAAGCAGCGGUACGGUGGGAAAAGGUUUGCUCAAAGCACAAGUGGUCUUUCAAAUGACUGAGUUCAUGUGCAGAAUAUAUACCAAUGGUGGAACUUUAGGCAACACGAAAUCCAGAAAAUCAUGGCUGGUCUGCUGCUAAGAUGGUUUGGCUGAGUAUGGAGUUCAUCUAAUCCAUUUCUGUGGAUGAAGAACUCUAGCUAAAUAGUUGUAGAUUUGGACAAUUAAUAGUUGUAAAACCAUGUUUAUAUGUAUAGUAAUCUGUGGGGAUAUAAUGUGAUUACAUAGUAGAUAUAGAAUCUAUGUUUUAAGUA